Sclerotinia borealis F-4128 is the source of this 1683-nucleotide messenger RNA. NCBI's taxonomy places the organism in Eukaryota, Fungi, Ascomycota, Leotiomycetes, Helotiales, Sclerotiniaceae. The record is from the annotation of a GenBank genome assembly.
AUGUCUUUAUUAGCAGAAGCAAAGCGCGUUGCCACUGAGUUUGAAUACACAGAUGAGGAUGUGCGAAGGGGUGUUACCGAAUUCAUCGCGGAGAUGAAUGAGGGGUUGAAGAAGAAUGCAACAAACAUGAGCCAGAUUCCUACAUAUGUUACUGGAGUUCCUAAUGGCACAGAAAAGGGACUAUACCUAGCGGUUGAUCUUGGAGGAACCAAUUUCCGAGUUUGCUCGAUUCAAUUAUACGGAGAUACCACAUUCAGUCUCACACAAUCGAAGGUUGCGAUACCGCGAGAGCUGAUGCUGGCUAAGACCGCAUCGGACCUCUUUUCAUUUUUGGCGAAACAAAUCGAACUCUUCCUCAGAACCCAUCAUGAAGACCAUUUCGAGGCCCACAUCAGACGUCGCAAUACUGUCAGUACACCAGAAGGAUUCAGGGAUGAACACAUCUUCAGACUUGGGUUCACAUUCAGUUUCCCAGUUCAUCAGAUUGGUAUCAACAGAGGAACCUUGAUUAGAUGGACGAAAGGAUUUGAUAUUGCGGAUGCGAUCGGACAAGAUGUAUGCGAAUUGUUACAAAAGGAGAUUGAUAAAUUACAUCUACCAGUGAAGGUGGCUGCCCUUGUAAACGAUACAGUUGGUACACUGAUGGCAAGAGCAUAUACUUCUCCUGGCAAGACUCAAACCUUACUUGGGGCUAUCUUCGGUACUGGCACCAAUGGUGCUUAUGUCGAAAAGCUCGAUAAAUUGACCAAGCCCAUGGAAGGAGACUUUGAUAAGACAACUGGUGAAAUGGUUGUCAACACAGAAUGGGGUUCUUUUGACAAUGGUCUCAAAGUUUUGCCAAAUACCAUUUAUGACCAAAUUCUCGACAAGGACAGUGUCAAUCCUGGCAUUCAAAUGUUCGAAAAGAGAGUUUCUGGUAUGUUCUUGGGCGAAAUCCUGAGAACUGUUCUUGUCCAAAUGAUAAAGGACCCCACCAUCCAUCUUUUCCAAGACGACACUUCUGCAGAUAACGAUUACCGCUCAACAACUACCAUCGAUGAAACCGCUCCUCUUUACCAGCAAUGGGCAGUCGAUAGUUCCAUCCUCUCAAUUGCCGAAGCUGACAAUUCCGUCGGUCUUCGUGCUCUUCGUCAAGAACUUGAGAAAUCGCUUGGUGUCUCCGCUGCUUCGUUAGAAGACGCCCAAACUGUCAAGGAAAUUGCUCACGCUAUCGGCAAGCGUGCAGCUCGCUUAGCUGCUGUAGCAAUUGGAGGCAUUGUUCUCCAAACCGGCCGUCUCGAUAUCAAAUCUGCUGCUCCCGGACCAAAAUCAACAGCCUCCAUUAUUCAAGACGUCAAGAAUCUGAAGAUUGCCGACGCAGCAUCAGCUACUGCCAACAAGCUAGCAGAUGCAGCAGGCUUGGCAGUCAACGAGGAAGAUGUUGUCGAUAUUGGUGUAGACGGUUCUCUUGUGGAAUAUUACCCAGGAUUUGAAGAUCACAUAAGAGAAGCUUUGAGAGCCAUGGAUGGUAUUGGAGCUGUUGGGGAGAGAAGAAUUAGAAUCGGUAUUGCCAAGGAUGGAUCUGGAGUUGGAGCCGCAUUGAUUGCGCUUGUAGCAGCGAAAAUGGAGAAGCAACAGAAUUAUUUGGGAGAAUUGAGGAGGAAGCUGGGUGCUGUUGGGGAGGAAGCUGCAAUUGAAGAGUAA